GGCUUUCAGCGAAUGAGCUGGAGAAGCUUCUGGACGAGGUGGUCACGAAAUGUGGCAGAACGCAGAACAAGCAGAAGGCCUUGCACCGGGCCUUGUCUGCCCGUCUGGUGGCGGAACAAUCCUACACCGACGCCGCUUUCAACUACUGCUACAGCAUCUCCAAUGCCCUCCUCACAGGGGACUACAUCAAGGAUUCGCUCGAGAUCCGUGGCGUGCCAUUGCCGGAGGGCCGCGGUGCGCGGGGCGCCACUUCCUUGCGCUUCUUCAUGGAGAUUUGCGCCUCAAUCCGGCGUUUUAUGCUGGCAGAUGUGAUGGGCGUGCUGCGGGA
This is a messenger RNA of Effrenium voratum, 328 nucleotides long. Lineage: Eukaryota; Dinophyceae; Suessiales; Symbiodiniaceae. The record is from the annotation of a GenBank genome assembly.